AUGACCAAUAACAAUGGCUCGGACAAUGAGCAUGAGUCGGCAGCGGCGCAGCGAGGUGACUGUGUUGACUUUGUCGAGCCAGAGGACUCAUUUACUUACGACGACUUAAUGAAUACUGACCUGGUAGCAACGACGACCGACGACCAUCACAUUGUUAAUGAAGGUAGUAAUGUGGAUUUUUUGCGCCGAGACGAGAACUUCGAAGAAGAACUAGGGUCUCCAGCAGAAAACGCGCUGUCCGAAGAUUUCAGUGGCGUCGCCAAGUAUGAGGUGGUAGACCUGGCGGGCGAUGACCGUGCUGGCCGGCCUGUGAUCGUUGUCUACGCUUACCGAUUGCCAUCGAAUUUGAUCUUUGACUAUGAAAAAUUUUUGCGUUACUUGACAUACACGUUCGACCGGUUCGUCGACCAGGAUUACACCAUCAUAUACUUUCAUCACGGGCUACACAGUUUCAACAAGCCAUCCAUCCGAUGGCUAAUCCGCGCCUACCAUUUGCUGGAUCGGAAGUAUAAGAAGAACCUUAAAGCUUUGUACUUGGUGCAUCCUACGAGGUUUAUAAAGUUUUUGUGGACCGUCUUUCAGCCCCUGAUCAGUGUGAAGUUCGAGCGCAAGAUUCGUUAUGUGAACUAUCUGCACGAGCUGCGUGAUAUUGUUCACUGCGAUCAGCUGGUAAUUCCGAAGGAGAUAGAAGAGUACGUGAGUUCAUUGCUUUCUGUAAAACGUGCUAUGCUGCGCGAUCAGUUACCAUGA
This is a messenger RNA of Soboliphyme baturini, 750 nucleotides long. NCBI's taxonomy places the organism in Eukaryota, Metazoa, Nematoda, Enoplea, Dioctophymatida, Soboliphymatidae. The record is from the annotation of a GenBank genome assembly.